This is a messenger RNA of Phaethon lepturus (White-tailed tropicbird), 950 nucleotides long. RefSeq names its product WD repeat domain 73 (gene WDR73). The record is from RefSeq and is a predicted model, not a curated record. NCBI's taxonomy places the organism in Eukaryota, Metazoa, Chordata, Aves, Phaethontiformes, Phaethontidae. Gene Ontology annotation, biological process: cytoplasmic microtubule organization. Gene Ontology annotation, molecular function: protein binding. Gene Ontology annotation, cellular component: spindle pole; cytosol. The transcript has 6 exons. The annotation marks the transcript as partial.
GUGUCUGUGUAGCCGGGUAUGGGCAGUCUGGUGGGAACGAGAUUCUGCAGCUGCUCCCGCCACCAACGCUGCAGGCGAAGGAGACCCAGGGCCUAUGUCCAGAGAGAGAUUUCAAGGUGGAAUGUGGUGGAUUUUCAAACCGCCCAGUGUACAGCCUGAAAUAUGUGCCAGACACCAGCUUGCUGGUGACGACUGGCCCACCAGACAGCUCCCUCCAGGUCUGGCAGGUGUCAGCAGAGGACUCUGAUGUUAUUAAACCUGUAAGUGCCAUACCUACAGAAAGUGUCCCUGGGCAACCUUGGGCUAGAAUUGCAACCAUUUCGGCCAGAGCCCCAUGGGUCCUUCACGGCUCAAGACUGAACAGCGUCCAAAUUACAGAGGUUGAAUCAAGGAAAAAUGUCUACAUGGCAGGUGCCAAGGGCCAGCUGUGCCUGGCUGAUGUUCGGCAGCCGCAGAGUCCCUUGGAGGCUGUGUCUGUCCCCUCAGCGCCGUGUGGCGAGCGGUGGUGCAUGGGAGUCGGGCGCGGACCUCAAGGCUCUGACUCAAGCUCCCAGCCCAUAGCUUGCCUCUCGAGUGGAGGGCACCUCACCCUAACGGACGUCAGAAAAACCUCGGAGUCCUUGGCCUCAGCAAAGUGCAGAGUUCCCUCUCCCAGCUCGGCUGCGGAGUUCCUGUGCGUCUCCUGGGCUCCUGCUCUGGAAAGCUGCCUGGCCGUUUCAGGUUUUGAUGGGACCGUGCACGUGUAUGACGUGCAGAGCUGGGACAGCUCUGGCAGGGAAGCAGAGCCGAUCUUUGUUCACAAAGGCCAUGCGUUCGGCGGAUCAGACAGCAGUGGAGGCCCUCCCUUCGUCACAGUGCACGCGUGGCAUCCGCAGAAACCAAGAACUUUAUUGUCAGCAGCAAGCGACGGUUCCCUGCACAUUUGGGACUGGGUUCAGGCUUGUGGGUAG